AUGAACGCUUUGUCUCAAGUUAUAAUUUUGGCACUUCUUGCCGUUUCGGCUUUUGCCGAAGAAAUUGAAACCGAUCCACUAUGUGCUGGUGUUCCACCCGGCAAGGAAUACUUUUUCCCAUACCCUGGAGAUUGUACUAAGUUCUAUAUUUGUAAGGAUGGUGAAAAAUACCUUGAACCUUGCCCAGAUGGGAAAUGGUUUAACGAGGCAUUGCAAUCCUGCGAUUAUCCUGAUUCCUCUGGAUGCCUUCCAAUUACAUGUCCUCCCGGCGUCGUCGAUUACUACCCUUACCCUUCGGACUGCACCAAGUACAUAGAAUGCUACCGUGGCACAGCAAAUGUGUCCUCAUGUCCCGACAACUUCUGGUUCAACCGCGCCGAAAAACGGUGUACCAACCCUGAGGACUCGGGAUGUGGGCAGUAUUCCUCCUCUGUUCAACCAACUUGGAGUACCCCAAAUCCCAUUUGUUGGGGGGUACUCCCCCAUGAAACAAUCCUUAAACCGUACCCCGGGGACUGUAAUAAAUUUUAUGAAUGUGAUGGUUCUACACAGAGCGAAAAGAACUGCCCAUCUUAUUUGUAUUUCAACUAUGCUAGACAGAUGUGUGACUGGCCGGAUGUGUCAGGAUGCGAUGAUACUACUGAAACCCCAGAUCCGUAUAGUACCACUACUAUAACACCCCCAACCACCCCUCAUGGUAACGACGACCCUCGAUGCGCUGAUGGUAAGCAUGAUUAUUGGCCAGACCCUGAUUGUACCAGAUACGUGGAGUGUUUAAAUGGUGAAGGGUAUGUUUGGUCCUGCCCAUCUGGGCUAUAUUUUGACUCAGUUGAUAAGAAAUGUGAACCUCCUGGUCAAGCUGAUUGCGGUCGUACUACACCAACACCUGACCCAUGGACGACUACGAAAUCCUCCGAUUGGACCCCAGAUCCCGAUUGUCUUUUCCCCAGUGAAGUGAGGUAUCUCUUCCCAUAUCCCGGAGAUUGUACCAAAUUUUUGGAAUGUUGGGAUGGAGAAAAAACGACACAAAAUUGUCCCACUGGUCUUUGGUUUAAUCCAGAUUUGAUGGUUUGUGAUUAUCCCUACCAUUCUGGCUGUAAAUACGCCAAGGAGGAGCAAGAAUUGGAAUCGACCAAGGGGAGUGUACAACUCCCACCAAAUCAGACUGUGGUCAACCCGAUUCUCCUUCCCCUACCACCAGCAAGGGACCCACCCAUUGGGCACCAGACCCAGAUUGCCGCCCAUGGCGACCCUCUCUGUGCGGGUCUUCCCAGGGACACGGAAAUACUUUUCCCAUCACCAAUCGAUUGCAGUAUUUAUUACAAAUGUUACAAUGGAAAUUUUUCGGAGCAGAAGUGUCCCCAAGACUUGUAUUUCAGCGAAUUUAACAACAGAUGUGUGGAGGCGCAAUACUCGGAAUGUAUGGGGGGUACUGGAACGCCGCCUCCCCCCACCUCAUCCACUACAACUUCCACGACAGUGCCCCCAACUGAAACUCCAGAUCCUGUGGACCCCCGAUGUGUUGACAAUGAGACAUCCUAUUGGCCCCACGUGAGCGUCUGCCACCUGUAUGUCGAAUGCUACGAGGGCAAAUCAUACGAAGUGACUUGCCCCUCAAACACCUAUUUCUCCGACCAACACAAGAAGUGUGUUCUUGCAAGCGAAUCCGAAUGCUUUAAGAUUUGGUUGUUACCCGGAGUCGGAGUCGUUAUUGUUGUUGUUGGUGUUGGUGUUGGUGUUGGUGUUGGUGUUGAUGUUGGUGUUGUCGUUGUUGUUGUUGUCGUUGUCGUUGGUGUUGGUGUUGGUGUUGGUGUUGUUGGUGUUGUCGUUGUUGGUGUUGUCGUUGUUGGUGUUGUUUCCAUCAUGAAGAAUCAAAUCUUCAGCUUGUGUUUGUUUCUUAUUGCCCUUUCCUGUGCUCAGGCACGACAGGUGGCUGUCGCUACCCCCGACCCCGGUCCCGAGUGCCCCUCCCCCUCCAGUGAUAUUAUUUAUUUCCCUUACGAGGGGGAUUGCACCAAGUACUGGGAAUGCUACGCGGGACACAGUUACCUUUACUCGUGUCCUGAGGGACUUUGGUGGCACCAGGAAAUCAGCGAAUGUGAUUAUCCGGGAGAUUUCUGCACGGAUGGGACAACCGCGACGGGUUGGACUUCAACAUCUACGAGGUCAACUUCGAGUGGGUCAAGUACCACGCAAGGCGAUUUGCCGGAUUGUACCGGGACUGGGGAUGAUCCCGUCUACUAUCCCUAUCCCGGGGAUUGUACUAAGUACUACGAGUGUGCUAAUGGCAGGUUGUACACGUAUAAUUGUCCACCGGAUUUGUGGUGGCACCAGGAAAUAAGUGAGUGUGACUAUCCGGGAGAUUUUUGCGUUCCUGAUACACGACGCAAUGUUUUUGUGCAUUUAGAGGCACGACGGGUGGCUGUCGCUACCCCCGACCCCGGUCCCGACUGCCCCUCCAGUGGGAACACUUUUAUUCCUUACAAGGGGGAUUGUAACAAGUACUGGGAGUGCUUCAACGGAAAGAGCAUGCUUCACUCGUGUCCAGACGGACUUUGGUUUCACCCGGAGCUCCAAACAUGUGACUUACCGGGAGAUUUUUGCGUUCCUGAUACACGACGCAAUAACUUUACCAACAGUGAGGCACAACGGGUGGCUGUCGCUACCCCCGACCCCGGUCCCGACUGCCCCUCCAGUGGGCAUACUUUUAUCCCUUACAAGGGGGAUUGUAACAAGUUCUGGGAGUGCUACGCGGGACAGAGUUUCGUUUUCUCGUGUCCUGUCGGACUUUGGUUUCACCCGGAGCACAUGAAAUGUGAACUUCCGGGAGAUUUCUGCACGGAUGGGAUAAGAACGUCGGGUUGGACUUCAACAUCUAGGAGGUCAAUUUCGAGUGGGUCAAGUAACACGCAAGGCGAUUUGCCGGAUUGUACCGGGACUGGGGAUGAUCCCGUCUAUUAUCCCUAUCCCGGGGAUUGUACCAAGUACUACGAGUGUGCUAAUGGCAGGUUGUACACGUAUAAUUGUCCACCGGAUUUGUGGUGGCACCAGGAAAUAAGCGAGUGUGACUAUCCGGGAGAUUUUUGCGUUCCUGAUACACGACACAAGUGAAAAAUGUGAAAAUAUUUCCAAUAAAUGAAUUGUAACUUCUAGUAAUAUGAAUAAAACUUUUGUUUAUUUAA
Messenger RNA from Tribolium madens (black flour beetle), 3182 nucleotides. RefSeq lists its product as uncharacterized. The record is from RefSeq and is a predicted model, not a curated record. Lineage: Eukaryota; Metazoa; Arthropoda; Insecta; Coleoptera; Tenebrionidae. The coding region runs from base 1 to 3111 and encodes 1036 amino acids. Gene Ontology annotation, cellular component: extracellular region. Gene Ontology annotation, molecular function: chitin binding. The transcript has 18 exons.